Messenger RNA from Cucurbitaria berberidis CBS 394.84, 741 nucleotides. RefSeq lists its product as uncharacterized. Gene Ontology annotation, biological process: transmembrane transport. The record is from RefSeq and is a predicted model, not a curated record. Gene Ontology annotation, cellular component: membrane. The annotation marks the transcript as partial. The transcript is spliced from 3 exons. Gene Ontology annotation, molecular function: channel activity. Lineage: Eukaryota; Fungi; Ascomycota; Dothideomycetes; Pleosporales; Cucurbitariaceae.
GUAGCAUCGCGCCCGUUCGCAGGCCGAAUCGGAGGCAACCAAGAAUUUACAGUCUCUGCUGACGAUGCGUCGUUCACUAAGAUUCCAGAUGCUGCAUCGUCAUUUUCAUGGGCACAGUCGUUCUCUCCUAGCGCGUUCGCUGAUGUUGAACUGUGGAAAGAAUCUAUCAUCGAAGGCGUGGGCACAUGUCUGCAAGUCUACCUCUCUGGGCUGGUAUCUGUUGGCCUUGGGCCGCUCGUUUUAGCGACCAGUCUAGGACCUGUUGCGCCGGCGGCGUUUGGAAGCAUUUUCAACGGAAUUUUGAUUGCACUAUUCAUCUUCGGUGCAGGACCAGUCUCAGGAGCGCAUUUCAACCCGCUAAUUACGAUGGCGACGUUCACAGCGCGACUGUCAAUUUUCCCAAGGACAUUGCUGUAUGUAGUCUUCCAGAGUCUGGGAGCUGUAAUCGCAGGGUUUUUGAUUAGAGCGAGUUUGGGGUUGGCGCCAGAGGAAUUUCCACCCGUGCCUGGGUGCUAUGUUGAUGCGAGUCUGGUCACUCCUGGUGAAGCUUAUGCGCUGGAGACCAUGACCUCUUUUGCUUUGGUAUUUAUUGCAUUCGGGGUUGGCCUCGAUCCACGACAGCGGGAGGUAUUCGGACCGGCAUUGUCGCCGAUAUUGGUCGGCCUCGCGCUUGCAAUCUGCACUUUCGCCUCUGGUGUAGCCAGGGCUGGUUAUUCAGGCGCCUGUAGGUUGCUAGUUCUG